Messenger RNA from Pteropus alecto (black flying fox), 954 nucleotides. Its product is annotated as olfactory receptor 2A12. Bases 1 to 954 code for a protein of 317 amino acids. Gene Ontology annotation, cellular component: membrane. The transcript has a single exon. Gene Ontology annotation, biological process: G protein-coupled receptor signaling pathway. NCBI's taxonomy places the organism in Eukaryota, Metazoa, Chordata, Mammalia, Chiroptera, Pteropodidae. Gene Ontology annotation, molecular function: G protein-coupled receptor activity; olfactory receptor activity. The record is from RefSeq and is a predicted model, not a curated record.
AUGACUCAGGAAAAUUCAAGCACAAUCAUCAAGUUUGUCCUUGUUGGAUUUUCCAAUCACCCCCAGGCUGAGAUGCCCCUGUUCUUUCUCUUUUCUCUGAUCUACCUGGUGAAUCUCUUUGGAAACAUAGUAAUUAUCAUUUUGGUAGUAAUUGAUUCCUGUCUCCAAACACCCAUGUAUUUUUUCCUCUGCCACUUGGCUUUUCUCAAUGUAUUUUAUACCACAACUGUGGUCCCCAAGAUGCUCUGCAACCUCCUUGCUACGAAGAAAGUCAUCUCUUAUGAAUUGUGCUUUGCCCAGACCUACAUCUCCCUGUUAAUGGGGGCAGCAGAGUGCACUCUUUUGGCAAUCAUGGCUCUGGACCGUUUCGUGGCCAUUUGCUACCCUCUGCGAUACCUGCUCAUUAUGAACUGGUCUGCAUGUGUGCAGCUGGCGGUGGGGGCCUGGACUAUCAGCUUCUUUGCCUCGGUGGUGCCUCUCUACUUUACCACAGUCCCCCUCUGUGGCCCUUAUAUUAUUGACCAUAUUUUUUGUGAAGUACCUGUUCUUCUUCAUAUGAGCUGCACUGAUACAUCUCUGCAGGAGACCCUGAUGGUGACAGGAGCCUCUGGUAUUCUCUUGCUCCCGUUCCUGCUCAUUACUCUGUCCUACCUACGCAUACUGGUUGCUGUGAUAAGGAUGCAUUCAGUAGAGGGUAGAAAAAAGGCUUUCUCUACCUGCAGCUCCCACCUGACUAUGGUGACCAUUUAUUAUGGGACAGGUAUGUUUAUGUACAUGAGGCCAAAAUCUCUGUAUUCAGCUGAGAGUGAUAAGUUGAUCUCCUUGUUCUAUGCAGUUAUCAAUCCUGCUUUGAACCCACUAAUCUACAGCCUGAGGAACAAGGAGGUGAAAGGAGCCUGGAAGAGAGUCUUAGAGAGAGUGGUAGUGUCCCAAAGGCAAAGGAUGCUGUCCUGA